UAUAUCUCUGUGUGAUGCUGUAACAUUCAGGGUGAACCUGGACUAAGGGGGAACCAGGAAAGAUUGGUUACCAAGGUGACAAGGGUGCUGCUGGCUUACCUGGACCUCCUGGACUCCUUGGGAAAACAGGCCCACCUGGUAAGAUGGGUGACAUCGGACCGCAGGGACCUCCCGGCCCACCAGGACCUGACGGUUUUCCUGGAGACAUCGGUGUGCCAGGUCCCAAUGGCCCCCCUGGACCCAAGGGUCUCCAAGGUGCCAGAGGGCCACAGAGACCACCAGGGCCAAAAGGAAUAGAGGGGGAUGAGGGGCCCCUUGGCCUUCCUGGUGGUCCUGGCCCCACUGGUAGACCUGGAAGGAAAGGCUACAUUGGCGAACCUGGCCCAGAGGGACUGAAGGGGGAGACGGGGGAACUUGGCGGCCUUGGAAAAAAUGGACCGCAAGGUCCAGCGGGCCUGAUCGGGAUGUCAGGGGGAGUAGGAGAAGCCGGUGAAAAGGGAGGUCGUGGUCCUGCAGGUCCAUUGGGUCCUCCUGGCGAGAAGGGGUCCGGGGGGUAUCCAGGCUUACCCGGAGGUCCCGGUGACAUCGGUCUGCAAGGCCCACUUGGUCCUCGGGGGCAGAGGGGUACACCUGGGAUCCCUGGGUCAAAGGGCAGAAAGGGGCCGAGGGGUGCAGAGGGUCCACUUGGGGAACCAGGGCCUGAGGGCAUCAAGGGAGAGCAGGGUGAAGGAGGAAAGAAAGGGGAGCCUGGGUUCAUUGGGAAAGCUGGCGGUCCAGGGGAGAGAGGUCUACCGGGGAAACCUGGGAAAGCUGGGAUCCCUGGAAGCACUGGAGAGAGGGGAGCCCAUGGUGAACCAGGGCCCAAAGGACCCACGGGGGAUGCAGGACCUGAUGGAGAGCAAGGACCUGAGGGUGCUCCUGGCGGAGAGGGGGAACCGGGUCCAGUUGGAGAACCUGGGAUAAAGGGCGAUGUGGGGCCGUUUGGAGGAGAGGGGGAACAAGGACAGCAGGGAAUGAGAAGUCUUCCAGGUCCUGCUGGUGAGGACGGGCCCCUGGGAAAAGAUGGUCCGAAGGGAGAGCCAGGUGACCGUGGGCCAAUGGGCGAGGCAGGGGACAGGGGGAUAGAGGGAGACCCUGGGCUUCCUGGGGCCACCGGACUGGCUGGAAAAAGUGGUUUCCCUGGACCGGAGGGGAAGCAGGGUCCCCUGGGGAACCGUGGCAGGCAUGGCAAGAAGGGAGAGGCAGGCAAACCAGGUCAUAUCGGAGAGACAGGGGACAUCGGGGACAUGGGCCAGAAAGGGGGCACAGGACUGAAAGGCGCCAGAGGAACCAGAGGCACUGCAGGUCGUCCGGGAUUUAUGGGGCCUGGGGGUAUGCCUGGAAUGGCAGGAUACACAGGCCACGCUGGUAAGCCAGGAUCCAUUGGACCUCCUGGGCCCAAAGGUGAAAAGGGUUACUCCGGAGAAGACAGUAGGACCUCAGGACCUGCCGGGCCACUAGGUGAACCAGGUCCCCCGGGCGAGCGAGGAGAUCGCGGAGAGCCUGGAGAUGAGGGAUAUCAGGGUCAUAUGGGUACCAGUGGACAUCGUGGGGCUGUUGGAGCGCCAGGCCUUCCUGGAACACCAGGGGAACCUGGAGAACAGGGCCCAAAAGGAGAAAUGGGAACUCAGGGCUUAGAAGGAAAGAAAGGAGUGAGGGGCCUGACUGGGACCGCUGGUGUUGAAGGGGCCAUUGGUUUACCUGGACCCAGAGGCAUGGAGGGAUACGCUGGGCCUGACGGCCUCCCAGGACUAGUUGGGUUACCAGGUUUUCCAGGGAAGGCUGGGCGACAGGGUCAGCGGGGUACCGUGGGGCAAGAGGGGGUAGCAGGACUACCUGGUCCCAGGGGGGAACUUAGUCUGCCUGGGUUGGUCGGAGAGAGGGGGCCUGCUGGAGAGAAGGGGGAGCCUGGCUUGGCAGGAGAGAGGGGAACCCCAGGAAUCAAAGGCAUGGAGGGGUCGUCCGGAGACCAAGGCAGAAUAGGAGACCCAGGACGCAAAGGACAACCAGGGGAGUCGGGAGACCUGGGGAUGGUUGGCUUCACUGGUUUUCCAGGACCUAAGGGACCAAAUGGAGAUUUGGGUUUCAAAGGCAUACCUGGUCCUAAAGGUCCUCUUGGCAUUCUGGGUUUCAGUGGACCUGUUGGUCCAGAAGGGAUGAUUGGCCCAAUGGGGAAACCUGGGCCGAGGGGGCCAAAGGGAAGCCACGGGGAAUUGGGACCCCAGGGACCACAGGGACAUCCAGGUCCCAGAGGUCUCCCAGGUGCUCCUGGCCUGGCUAGACGAAUCGAGUAUAACUCUCCGUUGGAGUCCAAUGGUGCCUUAAGGACAGAGACCUACCAGAACACCGAGAUGUCCCUCCCAGACCACAACGCAGAGAUCUUUAAGACCCUGCGCUACCUGAGCGGUGUGAUCGAGAGCAUGAAGAAGCCGUUGGGAACCCGGGAGAACCCAGCACGGUUCUGUACGGACCUGUUGGACUGCCAACACCAGCUCUCUGAUGGACUGUUCUGGAUCGACCCUAACCUGGGAUGUCAGUCAGACGCCAUUGUGGUCUUUUGUAACUUCACUGCGGGCGGGCAGACUUGUCUCCACCCAGUAGCUUCUAACAAGCUUUCGUUCGGGGUACAUAAGGUCCAAAUGAAGUUCCUCCACCUUCUGAGCACAGAGGCCAGUCAGGACAUCACCUUCCACUGUCUGAGUGAUCUGCCCCUCAGCCCCACGGACACCUACAGUGCUAACGGCCCAGGACAGGAGCACCGGGACAGACCACCGAGGUUCAAGGGAUGGAACGGACAGAUGUUUGAGGCAGACACACUACUUGAACCUCUACCAGACGAGUGCAAGAUCCAAGAUGGCAGCUGGCACCAGUCACGCUUCUUCUUCCAUACUCAGGACAGCUACGAGCUCCCCAUCGUAGACAUACAGGAACCACCAUUGUCACAGCCCAAUCACCUGCUACACCUCGAGGUGGGACCUGUCUGCUUUCUGUGAGGUCAUCCAUCGCCAGCCUGCCUGUCCAAAAUAUGAACUAUGAAAAAACCAUUAAGCAACCCAAAAUGUCUGCUCCCCAAACCAAAGAGAAUGUAAUCCCAAGCGGAGUUGGUCAGGUCUACUCCCCCACAUGGUGACAAACACCCUGUUCAAUCGAUGGUAGACAUUUGCGGAAGAACUCAAUCCAUAGGAAACUAGACCAUCUUAGUGUAAUAUGGCUGCAGGAGAGCAGUGUAUGCAAAUAUCUGUAAUAAAUGUAUAACGUGUGUCUGUUUUUUUUUGUUUUGUUUUUCAAAAGUUGCUUGGGUUCAUUGGAAAGUUGGUCCCUGCACUCAAGAUAGGACUCAUCCACACGACACCCUCCAAAAACUCAAAUCCCGUACCUCCCUUUCCUCCUCCUCCCCCAUAUACACCCUUUCAUCCAUCAGAAGGGGCCUAGCUAUCCGGAGGAAAGCUCCAUGGCCUUUGUGGCAGGAACACUGUCCAACCAAAACGUUCUAAGAGUGCAAUGGCUUGUGGGUUAAGCGUGAGAGAUUUCAUAUUGCAACGUAAAUCGAAGGUCAACCACCAGUUCGGGCAGCCAUUUUUUUAAAAUUCACAUUUGAAUUAUGUUUGAAUCUGUUGAACAACAAGGCUGGACGUUUACACCUUGGCUGUGUCCAAAAUGUCACCCUAUUCUCUAUGUAAUGCAUUUGGUUUAACUUAGGGCCCAUAGAGCUCAACCACAGUGCACUACUGUAUAUAGGGAAUAGACUUCUAUUUUCGGACACAGCCCUAGACAGAUGGUGCUCUACUUCCUGCUUGUAUACCCUCUUAGAAUAGGUGCUCGUGUCAAGUUAUGUUUUGUCUUUACAAGUUGUAUGUACCGGUUACAUCAAGAUCUGUAUCGGUUGUAAGAGUACUUAUUUGAAAUUUGGUCAUUUCUACAGUAAUUUAUAUGAACCAUCUGUUGAUGAAUUCCAUAUUGUUUUGCUUUAGGUGGUAACUUAUCAUUGGUGCUGCAACAGAAACAAGAGCUUGAGACAUCAGUGAGUUGCGAGACAAUUUUCCGGUGUAUAUUUUGACAUUAUUAUGGUUGGUUAUUUAUAUCCUUUUGUUUUUGUUCACAUUACUUGUACCCCAAUAAAUUAUACUCUCAGAGA
Messenger RNA from Oncorhynchus gorbuscha (pink salmon), 4174 nucleotides. Its product is annotated as collagen alpha-1(XXIV) chain-like. The coding region runs from base 144 to 3032 and encodes 962 amino acids. NCBI's taxonomy places the organism in Eukaryota, Metazoa, Chordata, Actinopteri, Salmoniformes, Salmonidae. The transcript is spliced from 44 exons. The record is from RefSeq and is a predicted model, not a curated record. Gene Ontology annotation, molecular function: extracellular matrix structural constituent.